GCGCGCAUGCGCCGCUCCGCGGGCGGCGGGUCCCGGCGGCCAUGGCGGCGCUACUGGAGUAUGAGAGCCAGAUCUUCCUGGACCUCUUCCACCAGGACGGGCUGGUGAUCUGCGCCCGCGGGCUCGGCAUUGACCGCCUGCUGCUGCGCUUCCUCCGCCUCUACUGCGAGCCCGCCAGCCUGGUGCUGGUGCUGAACACCGGCCCUGCCGAGGAGGAGUAUUUUAUUGAUCAGCUGAGGUCAGAUGGAGUUGUUCAUCUUCCUCGGCGUGUUACCAAUGAAAUUACAAAUAAUACUCGAUAUGAAUUUUACACACAAGGAGGAGUCAUCUUUGCAACUAGUCGAAUCCUUGUGGUAGAUUUCCUUACUGACAGAAUUCCUGCAAACCUCAUUACCGGCAUUUUGGUAUACAAAGCGCACAGAAUCAUUGAGUCCUGUCAGGAAGCAUUUAUCUUGCGACUUUAUCGCCAGAAGAACAAGCAAGGCUUCAUUAAAGCUUUUACAGAUAAUGCAGUUGCAUUUAACACUGGCUUUUGCCAUGUGGAAAGAGUGAUGAGAAAUCUUUUUGUCAGGAAACUUUAUCUGUGGCCAAGAUUUCAUAUAGCAGUGAACUCAUUUUUAGAGAAGCAUAAACCUGAAGUGGUGGAAAUACAUGUGUCAAUGACCCCUGCUAUGCUUGCUAUCCAGACUUCAAUCCUGGACAUUUUGAAUGCAUGUCUGAGAGAACUCAAACGUUAUAAUCCAGCCCUUGAAGUAGAAGAUCUGUCUUUAGAAAAUGCUAUUGGUAAACCUUUUGACAAGACAAUAUGUCACUAUUUGGAUCCUCUCUGGCAUCAGCUUGGAGCAAAGACAAAAUCUUUGGUCCAGGAUUUGAAGAUACUACGUACUUUGCUACUGUAUCUUACGCAGUAUGAUUGUGUCACUUUCCUUAAUCUUCUGGAGUCACUGAAAGCAAGUGAAAAAGCUUUUGGUGAGAAUUCAGGUUGGCUGUUUCUUGACUCCAGUACUUCGAUGUUUAUAAAUGCUCGAGCUAGAGUUUAUCGCAUUGCAGAUGAGAAACUGAAUCAGAAAGGCAAAAUCUCUGAAAAAAGUGAUGUAAAGAAGGAAAAUGGUACUGAUCAUUCCUUCCAUGUGAACUUACCCUCAGACUGUUACUACGGUAUUUUCAAGGACCCACUCACAAUUAUUCAUCCGUUGCAAGGUUGCAGUGAUCCUUACGCGCUCACUCGGGUACUGCAUGAAGUAGAACCAAGAUAUGUUGUAUUAUAUGAUGCAGAACUAACUUUUGUUCGGCAGCUGGAAAUCUACAAAGCAAGCAGGCCUGGGAAGCCUUUGAGGGUGUAUUUCCUCAUAUAUGGGGGCUCAACAGAAGAACAGCGCUAUCUCACAGCUCUGAGAAAAGAGAAAGAGGCCUUCGAAAAACUCAUUCGAGAGAAGGCCGGCAUGGUUAUCCCUGAAGAAAGAGAAGGACGAGAUGAAACAAAUUUAGACCUAAUAAGAGACGCUAAACCUGCCUCUGUUUCUACUGACACACGCAAAGCAGGUGGGCAGGAACAGAAGAGUGUUCAGCAAACUGUAAUAGUGGAUAUGCGGGAAUUUCGUAGUGAGCUUCCGUCACUGAUUCAUCGUCGUGGCAUUGACAUUGAGCCUGUUACUUUAGAAGUUGGAGAUUAUAUUUUAACUCCUGAUAUCUGUGUAGAACGGAAGAGUAUCAGUGAUCUGAUUGGUUCCUUAAAUAAUGGACGACUGUAUACACAAUGCGUUUCUAUGUGCCGUUACUAUAAGCGACCAAUCCUCCUGAUUGAAUUUGAUCCUAAGAAAUCUUUCUCCUUGAUUCCACGAGGCUCUCUACAUCAGGAAAUUUCCAGUAAUGAUGUUACUUCUAAACUAACCCUUCUCACACUCCAUUUCCCAAAGUUACGUAUCUUGUGGUGUCCCUCUCCCCAUGCUACUGCUGAACUGUUUGAGGAGUUAAAACAAAACCAUCCCCAACCUGAUGCAGAAACAGCAAUGGCUGUCACAGCAGAUUCUGAAAUUCUUCCAGAGUCAGACAAGUAUAACCCUGGGCCUCAGGACUUCCUAUUAAAAAUGCCAGGUAUUAAUGCAAAAAACUGCCGUGCCUUAAUGAACCACGUUAAAAGCAUGGCAGAGCUAGUGACCCUGCCAAAGGAUGAACUCUCCAAAAUUUUGGGUAAUGCUGCCAAUGCCACGCAACUCUUUGACUUUAUUCACCUGACCUACGGAGAGGCAGUAUCGAAAGGAAAAAGCAAAAGAUGACUAAUGAGAUUGUUCAACAUAGGGAGGGCAUAGAUAAGCUUUUCUUGCACUGUAUUUUGGCAAAGUACAUGAGAGAUUUUAAUAAAUGCUGUCUAAGAUAACCAGCUGUUUUUGCUAAUGCUGUUCCAUAAGUUGUAACAUUUGAGUUAACUAUUACUGAAGGCAAGUUUCAAGAGGAAUAAAAAAUGGUUUUAAUAGAGAAAUGCAAAACAGCACUUUAGCCAAUUCUAUAAUAUCACUGAAUGAACUAAAUUAAGUUCUUCACUACCAACUUGUAAGAAUUAAGUGCUAAAACCAAUUGAUAAAGGUGUUUUCUUUUGAAAGUUAUCACGUCUUGUUAAAGCUAAAAAUGUACUGUGUUUUGAUUAAUAUGUGUGACCUGCUGCAUGGUGUAUCACUUUGCUUUUGCCAUUUUUAUUGCUCUCUUAGUCUCUGGAAACUGCCAAUUUUCCAUUGACAGUGAUGGAGCUACUUGAAACACAUCAUGGUCUUUUGUCAGGAGUUCAUUUAGGAGGACAUACCUGGACUCAGUCAUGAAUUUUAGAUCAUCAUCAUAAACCUUUGUCCCAGUAAACUGUAACUGUAUGGUAUGUUCUAUGUUAUAUUUGCUUUCUUUACUAGAAGUUAUACUUUAAUUUUUGAUGUUGCAAAGUCAGUACAGCUGUGUCUUGCUAGAUUUUGCAAAGUGCAUUCCUUUGGUCUAGACUGGAUAGAGAUUCUGUGGUGGCACAAUACAACUUAAUUCUCAGCGUGCCUUACUUAUACUUUUAAGAUGCUUAUCUUUUUAAUCAGUUUUGAUAGCUUUUUUACCUCAUUCACUUGAAAGUGAAAAUCUAGGUAUGCCAUUGGGACUUUUCUUUUAUACCAGAGCAUAUUUCCUCAUAAAAUGCAAUAGUUUUUUAAGUAAGGUUUUCCAAAAGUGUUGACAGCUCUUCCAACAUUGUCUUCUUCGUGUGUCCUAUUGCACUUACAUUUUAAUGUCUUAAGUGGACCAUCUGUCAAUAAAUUCACUAAAACUAUUGUCACCUGGAAGAUAAAACUUUUAGCAUUCUGUGUAGCGUAAAACUAUCUUUUGAUAGUCUGUGAAUGUUUAUAUUGUUAAAAACAUAUAUUCUGCACGGAACUGUGAUAUGACAACUACGUAACAACCUGCCAUUGCCAAAAGGGUUCAUCCUGUGUCAUUACAUGCCAGUGUGUUUAUAUUAGCUAUUUACAAAAUAUCUAUAAUGACUUGCAUGUAUGUAUUUAUACGAUUCUAAUGGUAACAACAGAUCAAUAUAAUUUCCAUCAUUAAAGGAGAAAGUAUUGAUCUUCUGUAUUCAGGUUCAGUAAAAACUGUACUGUGCACUUUCAUGUUUAACGUUCACUGUGCAUUUUAAGUGUCAGUGAUGAAUUUGUUAACUUAGAGUGUAGCACUGAGCUGUGACAGAUUUCUAAAGUGAACAUUUUUCUGCAGAUGCAAAUUUCAGUAUUAAAUACAUCCAUAACAAAACGAAAAAUUGUUAAUUAUCUUGUUUCUCCUUUGGCUAGAUUGAUAUCAGAACAUUUUUUGUCUGUGUGCUUCAUAAUCCAGAUCUUAGGGUUUGCCUUGCCCUAUAUUCUAUUUAAUAUAACAGAAAAAGAAGUCUUUCCAUUAAACUUUUGCUUAUUCAAAGCAAUAAGCUUAGAAAUGUGCAGGGUUGAGAAUGCUUGUGAAGUGGUGCUAAGAGAACUGAAAAUCAGAGUAAGAACGUACCUGUCCUGAAUGCAUGCCCUGUAGGGCCCAAUUCAGAAAAGAAGAGCUGAACAACCUUUGAAAACAUGUAUUGUUCGUGCAUUUGCAUCAUGAAGAUGUUACACAAACUGUGGGGUUUUUGUUUGGGUGGAGUUUGAUUUCCCUCCCCACCCCCAAGAUGUGAUGCACAUCUCAGCCUUGUCAGUGUCUUGAGUUUUUUUGCUUAGACUUGUAUGAGGUAAAAUGAAGGGUAUAUGAAGAGGUUACAAAGUUGUAGCUUUGUGCUGUAAGCUAGAUCAAAGUAAAAUAAUGCAAUUAAAUAAUAUUUGCUAAAUAUUUAUAUUGUCUUUAUGUAUGUGGAAUUUUUAGAAGGCUUGGGGUUUUUUUGGUGGGGUUUUUUGUUCAAUACAGGAUUUGGCUUUUUGUUUAAAAUAA
Phalacrocorax carbo (great cormorant) is the source of this 4425-nucleotide messenger RNA. Lineage: Eukaryota; Metazoa; Chordata; Aves; Suliformes; Phalacrocoracidae. The record is from RefSeq and is a predicted model, not a curated record.